Physcomitrium patens is the source of this 3249-nucleotide messenger RNA. Its product is annotated as phosphatidylinositol:ceramide inositolphosphotransferase. Gene Ontology annotation, molecular function: ceramide cholinephosphotransferase activity; sphingomyelin synthase activity; inositol phosphoceramide synthase activity. The record is from RefSeq and is a predicted model, not a curated record. Gene Ontology annotation, biological process: ceramide biosynthetic process. NCBI's taxonomy places the organism in Eukaryota, Viridiplantae, Streptophyta, Bryopsida, Funariales, Funariaceae. Gene Ontology annotation, cellular component: plasma membrane; Golgi membrane; endoplasmic reticulum membrane.
GAAUUUCGAAGGACUUGAAGAAGAAGAAGAAGAAGAAGUUGAUGUUGAUGUUAUUGUUGUUGUGGGUUCCGGAAAGGGGGUGAAUUCGGCGUGAGGCCGAGUAGCCAGGUCCUCCUUUCCUUCCCCCGCAUCUUCGAAGCUUCGUCUUCUUCUUCUUCUUCUUCUUCAGUCGGGCUCGUGCGUUUACGGAGUCGGGAUUCAGCCAGACACCUGUGCAGCAGCAGCAGCGGCAGCGCCAAGGGGGUCGCGGAAUUCGUCGCGUUCACGCGAGGGAUGCAUCCGUUCCGCAGCUUCCGUUGCGGGAAUCUUGGGUGGCGCUAUGAAUGCUGUCAACGAACUGGGCAGGUCAGAGUUCGGUCCCUGCGGCGGAUGUUUUAAAAUUAGCCCCCCGCCCCUCCCCACCAGGUUGCGCUGUGCGUAUGUAAUCAAUGCGGGUUCCGGUGCAACGGACUCGACUACUCCUGCACGCUGUCCUCACACGAGCGCCUGCCGUCUCUCUCUCUCUGUACACGUUCGAGAUGUGGUUGUGAGCUUGUGCGCGUGUGUCUGUGCGCGACACGCUCUCAGAGAGCGAGAGAGAGAGUGUGUGUGACAGAGAGGGAUAGCGUCUGAGAGACUGGGUAGUCACUGGUGUGUCUGGGGUGCUCCGCAGUAGUGCUUCCCAUGAGGUACUUUUUUGUUUUGUCUUCGUCUUGAAGGUCAGAAUUCUUCGCUGUGAUGUGCAUGGAGGGGGCUACCUUGGUUUCUGUCUGUGAGAGAGUGUGUGAGAGAGAGAAUAGGUCGUGGAGAUGAGUCACCGUAGACCAGAUUCGAGAAGAGGUGUGAGGAUGGGCGAGGUGGAGUAGACUUGGGGGUCGUUUUGUUGGGAGAUUUGUCAGUUGAUACAGCGAUGUGGAUGUGUGAGGGUUUUGUUUCGCGGAGCUAAGGGGGAACGAGGCGUGAUUCAAACCACAGGCGGCCGGUGUUGGGUUUAGCUGUCGAAGAGGUGGGCGCCGGGAGGGAGGACGAUAUGGGGGUGAUGGGAUUGCCCACUUGGUUGACCCGUGAAAUCUCGAAGCUAUGGAAGAGAGGGGUAAUCGAGCUAACGGUGGAGUGGGCUCUUCUGUUGGAGAACUGGAAGUUGAUACUUGGAGGAUUGCUGUUUCAGUAUGUACAUGGAGUCGGUGCACGCAUCGCGCACUACCUACAUCAUCCAGGCCCGCUCCUUCACGAUGUUGGGUUUGAGUUGCUGCCGGAGCUUGGGAAAAAGAAUGCCCAUAUUAGCGAGAGCCUCUUCACGUUUGUGUUUGUUUCGUUCGUUCUGUGGACAUUCCACCCUUUUGUGUUUUACAACAAGCGAUUUUACACGGCCCUACUGUGGUUGAGGGUUCUGAUUUGUUUGGUGAUCUGCCAAUCUCUGAGGAUGUCAUCGUUUAUGGUGACGCAAUUACCUGGCCCCAACUACCAUUGUCACGCAGGGCAGCCAACGGCUACUUUGCCGCCCCCGAAGAGCAUCAAAGAGGUGUUGCUAUUGAAUUUCCCGUAUGGAGUGAUUUAUGGGUGCGGGGACCUGAUUUUUUCCUCGCACAUGACAUUUGCCCUAACCUUCUUCCAUGCGUAUCUCAAGUAUGGGACAAGGCAGUGGAUAAAGUUCGUUGCGUUCUUGGUGAUGGUUGCCCUAAGCCUCCUUAUCGUAGCUUCCCACAAGCAUUACUCCGUGGACAUCGUCGUGGCCUGGUUCACCGUGUAUUUCGUAUUCUUCUUCGUGGAUCGGAAGUUCGCUGAUGCCGGAAUCGGCGAGCGCGUGCCAACAAGCAAUGGGCCACCACUUCUGCCUAUGAUUGCGAGGACAGGCAAGGAUGGUCGCAGCAAAGAGGAGAAGCUGUUGAACGGCAUUGCAGAGAAUGGAAGCGUUGAACUGUAAAAGGUCUCGACGAUGAGCCAGAUAUAUAUAUAUAUAUUUUUUGGUGAUUUGGAAACCCUACCUUAUUUUCAGUAGUAUGGUAAAGGUAAGAAUUAUUUAUUCAUUGGCUCUCCUCGAGUGUAUGUGUACUCUUGGGACAGAGAGCUCAGAACCUCGCACGGAGUUCGACGUAAUAAUUCUUCCAUUCUUUGUAAGUGAUUUAUUCUAGGGUCUCUGUCAUUGAACGCACUUAAGGCCUUACUUCCGAGGUGUGCCACAGCCUUCCUAUUCACCCUUGACGGUAGUGUUUAGGAUUAAGGCGAGAUGGUGGGGACCUGAACUCGCCUGACUGUGUCCGUGACCGCCUUCUGAAAAUCGCUCACUCCUGAAUCGACUCUCACCUGCUGUCGCAUUUUGAGUUGGGCAUCUGGGAGAGAAGCGGAAGGUGGGAGUUAUCGAUGCAUCAUUAGUCGCAUUAAGCGUCAUGAAAGGUCUAUUAUCGAAGAGUCUCUGUGGGGAUUGUUUCAUCUUUUGACAAAAGAGACAACUCUGCAUGUUUAGCUCUUUUUCCAGCUUUCCCAGCUUGAUAAAGGCGAUUUUAGAGGUUUUGUCGACUGAUUAGACCGUGGAGGCGGACAUUGAAUGAUCAUAUAUAUAUUAUCUGUAGGUAUUCGUAGCUCCCGAAGCUAGCUAACGACGAUUGCGCUUCGGUGUGUCUAAUGCUAACAUCGCCAAUCACCUUGUACACUACAAGAGAACUCCUGGUAGAGGGUGGAUAUUUUUUGGGGUUUUCAGGAAUUACUGAUGUUUUUUUCAAUAUUUUGUUUACAAUCUUCGGAAGAAAGCAUAAACUUUUACACUUCCGAAACCGUCAGAUUUUUUCUCCGUAGAGUUGACAAUUGGUGGUUAGUUUCAUUGCCUUCCGACCUCUGUGUCUCGUCCUUGAUCAGUAUCUCCAGCUUUGAAUUCUUCUUGUAGAAGAUGGGAUGCAAGGGAGGAGUCAUCUCAUGCAGUAUCCUGAUUGCUACAAAAGAGAAAAAUACAACGCUUUAGGGCCAUGUCACACAAUUUCAGUGACAGUACUGAGCUUUGGCGAAAUGUAUUGUGAACUUUUUUCUUCUGUCAAUAGUGGGUUUCAAAGCAGGGGUUUGAGUUAAUUCAACUUGCUUAGUUUUGUUGCAUUUCAACUUGAGCAGAUUUCACGGCCAUGUCUAAAAAAACCAUGAAAAUUGGCUCAGAACUGUUGAUAAGUUAGUUUCGUUGCUUUUAGGGAAAAGAAGGUGGUGUCAAUAAUGCAGAUUUCUUGUUGUACAUUGUAGACUUAAUGUGACUAGUAAAUAUGAAAAAUUGAUGAUCAAAAAAUGAAA